AUGCCCCGAAGGAUUACCAACCCCUUUUCCUCCUCCUCCUCAUCCUCCACUAUGCCGAACCCUGACAGGGCCGCUGAGCGAAGGCCGUCUCUGUCCAAAGCCACCCGCAUCGCCCAGUUCUUCUCUUCGCCCAAGAACAAGGAUCAGCUCUCGGAAAAGCAGGCCCUCCAGGCCAUGCAACAGAACCAGGGCACCGGUACGGCCACGAGCCUCUUGUCUCUGCCCUCCAUUUCGCUUUCCGAGGACCUCAACAGCCAUGAGUCUACCACUCUCUUCCAGCCUCCCUCCCCCGAGGAGACCCUCAAGCGCCAACACGCCGAGGCGCAGUUUGGUCCCUUGAACAGCCCGGCCCACCGCUACAUCAGCACCCACGAUGGCAGCACUCUCGAGCCUCCCGUCGAAGACGAACCACCAUAUUACUACGUCCUCACCACAUAUCUGAGCUACCUUAUCCUAAUCUUCUUCGGCCACGCCCGCGACUUUUUCGGCAAGAGAUUCGGAGACCAGACCCACUACAAGGCACUCCGGGUACAGAAUGGCUACGCACCCCUGAACGACGAUUUCGACAACUUCUACGUUCGUAGACUCAAGAUGCGCAUCGACGAUUGCUUCGCCAGACCCACCACUGGCGUUCCUGGCCGUUACAUCACUCUCCUCGACCGCAAGUCUGAUGAUUUCAACCGCACUUACCAGUACACCGGUACCUGCACCCAGACCUUGAACAUGAGCUCGUACAACUACCUUGGCUUUGCCCAGUCCGUUGGCCCUUGCGCUGAUGCCGUCGAGGAGUGCGUUCGCAAGUAUGGCCUCAGCAGCUGCAGCCCUCGCGCCGAUGUCGGUACUUCUGAUCUCGCUGUCGAGGUUGAACGUGAAAUCGCAAAGUUCGUUGGCAAGCCCGCUGCUAUGGUUUUCUCGAUGGGCUUCGUCACCAAUGCCGGUUCCUUCCCUGCGCUCGUCUCCAAGGGUGAUCUCAUUAUUUCCGAUGAGCUCAACCACGCCUCUAUUCGUAUCGGUGCCCGUCUUUCUGGAGCUGUCAUCAGGUCGUUCAAGCACAACAACAUGGAGGAACUCGAGAAGCUCCUUCGUGAGGCUAUUGCUCAGGGUCAGCCCCGCACUCACCGCCCUUGGAAGAAGAUCCUUGUCGCUAUCGAGGGUCUCUACUCGAUGGAGGGAACCAUGUGCGAUCUGCCCGGUGUCUUGGCUCUCAAGAAGAAGUACAAGUUCUUCCUCUAUAUCGAUGAGGCUCACAGUAUCGGUGCCGUUGGUGCCAAGGGCCGUGGCGUCUGCGAUUACUUCAAGGUUGAUCCUGCUGAAGUCGACAUUCUCAUGGGAACUCUGACCAAGUCUUUCGGUGCUAAUGGCGGUUACAUUGCGGCUGAGAAGCACAUCAUCGAUAAGCUCAAGGCUACCAACGCUGCUACCCUCCUCGGUGAAUCGCCUGCUCCUGCUGUCCUGAUGCAGAUUCUCGCUUCCCUCAGGAUCAUUGAGGGUGAGCUUGCUCCCGGUCAAGGCGAGGAACGUCUUCAGCGCAUUGCCUUCAACUCUCGUUAUCUCCGUCUCGGACUUAAGCGUCUUGGCUUCAUUGUUUAUGGCCAUGAUGACUCCCCUAUCAUUCCCGUCUUGCUUUACAACCCCGGCAAGAUUUCUGCUUUCAGUCACGAAAUGCUCAAGCGCAAGAUCUCGGUCGUCGUCGUUGGAUAUCCCGCUACGCCUCUCAUUAGCUCCCGCGCUCGCUUUUGCGUAUCGGCUGCACACAACAAGGAGGAUCUGGAUCGCCUCCUAGCUGCCUGCGACGAAGUGGGUGAUAUCCUCCAGGCCAAGUUCUCUACCGGUGUCGCUGGAGGUCUGGAGCCUUUGCCUGCUGGUGUUACCCCCGAGAUGGAGAAGGAGUACAUCAAGGCUCAGGGCCAGGCUCUCAUCAAGCCACCUAGGUGGAAGCUGGAGGACGUCAUUGCACGUGGCGCCGAGGACGCUAAGCGGCCAUUGCGGUAA
Messenger RNA from Sordaria macrospora k-hell, 1992 nucleotides. RefSeq lists its product as uncharacterized. Gene Ontology annotation, molecular function: serine C-palmitoyltransferase activity; pyridoxal phosphate binding. Gene Ontology annotation, biological process: sphingosine biosynthetic process; ceramide biosynthetic process. Gene Ontology annotation, cellular component: serine palmitoyltransferase complex. The record is from RefSeq and is a predicted model, not a curated record. NCBI's taxonomy places the organism in Eukaryota, Fungi, Ascomycota, Sordariomycetes, Sordariales, Sordariaceae.